AAUGUGCUGAGGCGUUGCUCACAGACAAACACAAGUGUGUCAGAGAAGGCGCAUGAAUAUCUUCCAGCUGCUGAGGGGUGAAGUUGGCUGUCAGCACAUUCUUACUUCACAGACUGGACCGAACUGACAUAGGAGGCCCAGGGAGGUUGGCGUCUAUUUCCAGAGGUCAACAGGCAGGAGACCCCAGGCAGCUCAUCAACCAGGCACAUCUAAAGGCAAACUGAAGUGACCAGAUCAACUAAACAUCUGGAUUCAGAAGAGACUUAAAGACAAAGAGAUCAAAACUCGGCAAUGGAGAAAAAUUUUGGCAGUAAUCCAGGGUUUGCACUAGCUGACUACGCCGUCUUUGUUGUUAUGUUGUCAGUUUCCAUGGCGAUUGGGCUUUUUCAGGCUCUGAAAAAACAGCAAAGGGAUGCAACUGCAGAGGCCUUCUUCACCGGAGGUCGGAGCAUGCCGGCUGUGCCUGUUGGUUUGUCGCUCUGUGCCAGCUUCAUGUCAGCUAUCCAGGUCCUGGGUGUUCCCUCAGAAGGAUUUCGCUAUGGCUUCAAAUUCCUCUACAUGUGCCUCGGACAAAGCAUCAACUCCCUGCUGACAGCUUACCUGUUCCUGCCAGUUUUCUUUCGACUGGGCAUCACCAGCACCAACCAGUAUCUAAAGAUGAGGUUUGGCAGAGGGAUGCAGCUGCUGGGAAGCGUCCAGUUUAUUCUUGCAACGCUGCUUUACACUGGGAUUGUCAUCUAUGCACCAGCCUUGAUCUUAUAUCAAGCUGCCGGACUCAGUAUCUGGGUGUCUCUCUUUUCCACGGGGAUCAUUUGCACCAUGUACACCACACUGGGCGGCAUGAGGGCUGUUGUCUGGACCGAUGUGUUCCAGAUUGUUGUCAUGUUAUCAGGCUUUGUGGCAAUUUUCAUCCAAGGGACAAUUCUGGUUGGCGGUCCUGCACAAGUACUGGAGAUUGCCAGCAAUAAAUCACGCCUUAAUUUCAAUGAUUUUGAUGUCGAUCCACGGAAACGUUACACCUUCUGGAGCCUCAGUGUUGGGGGUUCCAUGGUUUGGUUGUCCAUGUACGGCGUAAACCAAGCACAAGUUCAGCGUUACAUUUCCUGCCGAUCAGAGAAAGAAGCUCAGUGGGCUCUGUUUGUAAAUCAGAUUGGUCUGUGCCUCAUUGUGAGCAGCGCAGCAACCUGCGGUAUCGUCAUGUUUGCUUAUUACAACCUCUGCGACCCACUGAAAUCUGGGAGGAUUUCUGCACCUGAUCUGUACAUGCCAUUCUUCGUGCUGGACAUAUUCAGUAAUCACCCAGGAUUCCCAGGUCUUUUCCUUGCCUGUGCAUACAGUGGGACUCUCAGCACUGCCUCCACCAGUAUCAACGCCAUGGCUGCAGUGACAAUGGAAGAUAUACUGAAACCUCAUCUGCUCCAGACGACACAGAAGAAGCUGGUCCUUGUUUCCAAAGGACUGUCAUUCCUGUAUGGAGCUGGAUGUAUCACUGUAGCAGCUCUUUCCUCUUUCCUGGACUGGGGGGUUCUUCAGGGUUCAUUCACUGUCAUGGGUGUGGUCAGUGGUCCAGUUCUGGGCGUAUUCAUUUUGGGAAUGUUUGUCCCAGGAACAAACAGGCUGGGGGCGUACUGUGGGAUAUUGGCAGGAUUCUGUGUCUCUCUGUGGCUGGCUGUGGGUUCAACUCUUCACCCACCCAGUGAGGAGACCAUGGGUGUCCUGCCCACCUUCACAGACGGCUGCAGCUUUGCUAAUGGCACAAGAAACAACAGCUCGAACCUGGAUGAGGUUUCCAUUUUGACCCCACUUCAUCCUAAACACCAAGGUGGCCUCCUCAACUUCUACUCCAUGUCUUACCUCUAUUUUGGAGCCAUUGCCACCAGUUCAGUAAUACUGGUGGGACUGAUAGUGAGCUAUGCAACAGGGCCAACAAAGAGGAGUCAAAUUAAAGAGGGGUUGUUAUGGUGGGACCUGAAAAAAAAGGAGACGGAAAUCUCGUCAGAAAGCAGAACGGAUGUGAUAUCCUGGAUGUUCCCCUGCUUCGUUCAGAAUGCAUGCAGGAAUACACAACAGAUAUCUACGGUUCAUAUAGGAAAUAACCAGGACAAAUUAAUAGACAACCCACUGGCAGUUCCUUUGAAGAGCCUACCCAGAGACGGUGUGCUGUAAAUGGAAAAAAAGAGGAUGUAGUUUUUAAAUGCCGUUAACCUCCAAAUUACUCAUAGCAAAUCCUACUGGAAUUUCCUCUGUAGUAGCAGUAAAGUUUUUCUUUAUCUUAUCAUUUGACGUUUCUAAAUCCUGGCACACAUUCAGAGUUAGAGUCAUUGUUCUUUCAAAGAGCCAUAAAUAUAGAUAGUAAAAUGUGAUGAUAGAUUUUAUUUUUCUACUGGUAUGUGCUGUUUCGGGAAAGAUGUGCACCUUCAAUGUGUCAACACAAGAAUGAUAGGAAGCAGAGAUAACAGUUUAAAUCUGUGUGUACAUUUGCCGUAAUUUAGUGAUGGUUUCCUUAUUUCAUGCUCUGUUAUCAGGCCUGUUUUUCACUAUUUUUUUACUAUUGGAAGCAAAGUGGGUCACAGCUUCACACUCAAAUGUAAAUGUUGAGUCAGCAUGAUCACAUACAAAAUAUGAGUUGAUACAUCUUUAUUGAAAACAGUUUGAUAACAAACACUAAGAGCAGAGACUUGCAUGGCUACUACAUGUUUAUUUUGUUUGAAGGUGCCAUUUUGAAAAAUUUAGAAUUUUGAAAGUGCUGUUAUGUUUUCCUCCUAUUUUUAAAUUAUACUACAAAUUCCAAUAGAGUUGUCAACCUAAACUAUUUUCUAUUUUGUUAAAUUUAUGCUACUUUGAAAAGUGCUUCAUUGCUCAGAAGCCUCUGGUUCAUUAUCAAAAUCCAUCCAUAGGUUUCUUAUUCUUAAUCAAAGCACGAUUCUCUCAUGUUAAUUAUUGUCUGCAUACUGGAAAUUGUUUUUGUUACUUUUAAAAUGAUGGGGUUGAUAAAAGUAAUAAAAUAAUUAAUAUGUUAGCACUUGAAUUUACACUUUAUUCGUUACAAUUUAACUCAUCCUAAAAAGUUAGAACAUUGUAUUUACGGUAAUCCUGUCCACUUAGGUAAUAAUGUAAAAGUUUCAAGGACUUAAAAUUUAUACCACUUUGUCACUAUUUAAUAAAUUUAUAUCAAUUUCCCAGGUUCUUUGUGAAUCUAAAAUAAAUGUGGUUAAAUGUAGAACUUAGUUUUAAACUGUUUUUUCUUAUAUAUAAAACAAUCCAUACCUUAAAACCACUUAUCCACCAAUGCUUUGACAUCUUAAAUAAAACAUGCUUAAGUCAUUUUAUCAAUAUGCUAGAAAAAAACAUUUAAGUGAUUUGCAGUUUAUCCUCCUGAAUAGAGCAAUGCAGAGCUUUUUAAUGAUUUCUAGUUUUAAAAUUACAUUUAUUCAACUUUUUUCUGCAUUUUACAUACAUUUUAUUAAACCUGACUAUAUUUCAAAA
Messenger RNA from Gambusia affinis (western mosquitofish), 3486 nucleotides. RefSeq names its product solute carrier family 5 member 5 (gene slc5a5). Gene Ontology annotation, cellular component: membrane. The transcript has 18 exons. Bases 292 to 2166 code for a protein of 624 amino acids. Lineage: Eukaryota; Metazoa; Chordata; Actinopteri; Cyprinodontiformes; Poeciliidae. Gene Ontology annotation, biological process: sodium ion transport; iodide transmembrane transport. Gene Ontology annotation, molecular function: symporter activity. The record is from RefSeq and is a predicted model, not a curated record.